This is a messenger RNA of Coregonus clupeaformis (lake whitefish), 3809 nucleotides long. RefSeq names its product nucleolar protein 9 (gene nol9). Gene Ontology annotation, molecular function: polynucleotide 5'-hydroxyl-kinase activity. Bases 256 to 2415 code for a protein of 719 amino acids. NCBI's taxonomy places the organism in Eukaryota, Metazoa, Chordata, Actinopteri, Salmoniformes, Salmonidae. Gene Ontology annotation, biological process: cleavage in ITS2 between 5.8S rRNA and LSU-rRNA of tricistronic rRNA transcript (SSU-rRNA, 5.8S rRNA, LSU-rRNA). The transcript has 13 exons. Gene Ontology annotation, cellular component: nucleus. The record is from RefSeq and is a predicted model, not a curated record.
UUGGCCAAAUAAUUUACUCAGAUGGCGUCUGGCUGGCUCACAUGGUGAAACCACUAAGCUAGCUAGCUAACAGUAUACUGUAGCAAGACGAUUUGUAUUUGUUCGCUAUAGAGGGCCUCCAAGCAUAUUUUUGAGAAGCUACGGAGAGGUACUGCUUGGGAUGCAACCUUCGUCUUGCUGAUCGUGGGAUAUACUCUCCAAUACAACAGGUUCCCCCCUUACAUCUUAAUUGCAGAGGGAAAGCCAUAAGGAACCAUGAAAGUGCACAAAGCUCCCCCCAAAACCAAACAGACGUCCAAGAGGCAACAGUGUAAGGACAAGUGGUUCAAGCCCAACAGAAUUCCCCAAAACUCAAACUCUUCAAACCUCAGCCCAAGCACUGCCAUGGCCAAGCUAGAGCACCACGUAUCUAACCUUAGAAAGGACAAGCCUAACCUGAAGCGACUGAAGAAGAAGGCCAAGGCUGUGUCCUUCAGACAGGUCAAGACUCCGGCGGUCAGGGAGAGGACCCCCUCUCGUCCCCUGACUAACGGGGGAGCAGGUGGACCAGACCAGGGCAGUGACUCAGACGAGUCCCAGGACUGGAGCUCCUUUGCCAAGUCUGUUCUACAUCAAAAUGGUGGAGAGAGUAUGGAGGGCCAGGAGAGUUCUGUCUCAGCCAAAGCAGCGCCUGGCAGGAUAGAGGAGGAGGCUUUUGUUCACUGUGCAGAGCGAGACUACAUCCAUAAUCGCACAGUGCUGGUCAUGCAACAGGGUCAGACCCUGUGUUUUAGGGGGAAGUGCCUUCUGUCAUGUCUGUACGGUCGGGUGGAGGUGCAUGGUUUCACCCUUGAGGAGGGUCAGCAGUCCUACCCACUGUUUUCCCCUUCCUCACAUUGCCCCCUCACCGUCACAGCACUGGGGGACUCCCCUAACCCCAGCAAAACCAAGAAAGCGGGACGUCUAGAGGCCAAAGCCAUUGUCCGCAAGUACCUCUCUACAGAGACACGUAAAAGGUUGUUGAGCGAAGUAGAUUCAGACUCCUGUGUGAUCUUGCUGGAGCCCCUGGACACCCCUCUGACACGGUUCCUUGCAAGUUUCCCAGACCUCAAAGAGCUGUUUGGACUCAGUUCGAGGGACAUCCGAGACAGUUCAGCCAUGCUGGACACUCCGCUCUCUGGCCUUGGCAUGAUCCCACUGCGGAAAACGGCCGAAGGCAUGGUUAUGUCACAGACCUACAGGGAGGCUCUCAACGGCCUGGUUAACGCCUGUGCAGAAGAGCUAGAUGGCUGUCCAGUUAUUCUCGUAUGUGGUGCUAAGAAUGUUGGAAAGUCCACCUUCAACCGUCACCUCAUCAAUACCUUACUUAACCACACUGCAAGUGUAGAAUACUUGGAGUGUGACUUGGGCCAGACAGAGUUCACUCCCUCAGGUUGUCUCUCCCUGUCUACUGUCAGAGAGCCACUGCUGGGUCCCCCCUUCACACACCAGUGGGCCCCAGAGCACAUGAUCUUCUAUGGCCAGUCGUCCUGUGAAACAGACCUGGACCGCUAUCUGGAGUCCCUCAAGUCCCUGUGGCGCUUGUACAACAGAGAGACGCCCAUCGUCAUCAACACCAUGGGCUGGGUCAAAGGUUUUGGCUUUCAGUUGCUGGUGGACAUCAUUCGUCUCUUCUCCGUCUCUCACGUGGUGCAGCUCAGUAGUGGGGAUAAAGUCAUGUGCCGCCAACUCACCCCUGAGUUCCUGAGGUCAUCCCAUGGCUGGCAGACACACCCUCCUGUCCAGUCAGCUCUGGGGGAGGACAACUCUGGAACCCAUCCUGCCCAGCGGAGUUACACUCUAUUCGGUAUUCACUCAGAGUUUGAAGGAGCGGGGCGCUCGGGCGAAAUGAGACUCCAGCGCAGCAACGAGCAGCGUGACCUGGCUCUGCUGGGCUACUUCAGCCAGCUGCAGUCCCCUGAACCAGCCCCUGUCAGACCCCUACACUGCUUCAUUCCCUACCAGGUUCCCCAUUCAGCAGUGGCUGUGGGUGUGACACACUGUGAGGUGGCACCAACUCACGUGCUCUACACUGCUAAUGCCAGUCUGGUGGGGCUGUGCUGUCUGAAUGAGAAGGUAUCAGGCAGGGGAAGCCCAGUACUGCUCUCCCAAACCCCUGUCUGUCCCUGUGUGGGCUUUGGUGUCCUUCGAGGUGUGGACAUGGCACGGGGCCUGUACUUCCUUGUUACACCUAUAGCUCCCUCAGUCCUCCGUCAGGUCAACUGUCUUCUGCUGGGGGCUGUCCCACUGCCCAACACCCUCCUCACAGGCCAGACAGGAAUUGUGGGAGAGCCUCCCUACGUCACAAUGGACUACAGCUUUGAGCUAACCGGGGCCGGGAAGCUUCACGUCUUCAAGGGGCUUGCAAGACCUGGCCAGAUGAAAAACGCAAAGUGAUUGUUUUUGUUUUUAUGGUUUCACAGCAAGAAAUCAGAUUUUGUUUUGUUUUUUUUGUUUACUGACUUCAAACACCAAGGCCAGAGUCAAGGCCGUUGAAUGUACAGAACAGAAGAGAAGGUUCAGGAGACGGGUGGACCGUAGAGUUGGCGUGAGUGAUUCGAGGCGUACUCGCGCUCCAGACCAGACUCUUGAAGACGGCCCAGGCUGUGGAGGUCAACUCCCUCUUGUAUGCGUCAAUUGGGUUGACCUUGGUCUACAAUAAUGACAUCAUUUUUGGUGGCGAUAUUCAAUAGUUUAGGAUGUUAGAAACACGUUCAAUCACAUGGACAAUAUCUAGACAUGCAGGUAAACCUCCGUCUGCAUCUGAAAUGGCGCCAUAUUCCCUAGUGCACUGGUCAAAGGUAGUGCACUAAUGUAAGGAAUAGGGUGUCAUUUCAGACAUACUGUGUUUGUCUAUUCCUUGUGGGUGACAUUUCAGACACAUACUGUGUUUGUCUAUUCCUUGUGGGUGACAUUCCAAAGCCAAGAUUGUACACAUGAUCAAAUAUAAAAAAAAAUUGAUAUACUUUUUGUUGUUGAAAAUGUGAGCUUUUCUUGUCACUGUCAGGACUUCCUAAAAUCUGUUUGUUAACCUUUGGUCUUUUUAAAUGUGGCCCAUCUUAUGACCUGUCCCUAGCAGAUGUGGUAUCACGGUUAAAUGUUCGAAUUUCCAUGUCAUAAUAUACAUAGUCUUGAAAAGUGGUUGGAGGACAAUGUGUGAAGUUAUGAAUCCAUACCCCCCACCCCCCAGUAAAAGUGAUGAUAAACAAUUUGAGUUCAUGUUAAAUGUCUGAUUUGGCCAUAUUACAGAUUGAUUCACUCUACAAGUGAUAUUAAUGAAUAGCCUGGAGUAGGACAUGAAAGUGCUUGCAGGGGUAUUCUCUGACAAUGAAAAUCAUUAAAACAAAAGAAAAUGUAAUGUCACUUGCUCAACAAUCCAUCUAUAGUGCUAUUGGAUAACACCUGUCAAUAUAGCCCAGAGCAAAAAAAAUUAGAAACCUGUACACACAUUGUAACUGAAUGGUAGUGCACUACGAAUUGUUACACAGUAUUCCAUCCAUGUCUUAUUUACCAUAGUAGUGGCUAUAGAUGCUUCAAGUAACAUCUGCAUUUCUGAGAGUACUAGACAUUGAUUUACCUAUUUAUUCAUCUGACCUUGGGACAAAAUAUGAACUAUGGCAUUGAUGGUGCGAUAAAGGACCGAGUGGAAAUGAGAACUACAGGCAAGAACUGUUACCAGUCCUCUCUUCUUUUUUUCCCAUUUUGUUUGUCUUUCUCUCUUAUCCCUUCUGUUCCAUCAGGACUUGUUUGACAGAAGUUCGUAAAUAAAACUUCCUUUAAGUUCUUUGUUA